Molecule: messenger RNA, 2130 nt
Organism: Peronospora matthiolae
Lineage: Eukaryota; Oomycota; Peronosporomycetes; Peronosporales; Peronosporaceae
Source: the annotation of a GenBank genome assembly
AUGCUUCAAGUGUUCGAGAGCGAAGCGUGUCGUGUCUGGACUGGGUCCGUAGGCACGCCCUUGCACGCUCUUGGGACCGUGCCUGAGCAUGAGAUGGAAGUCAUUCCUUUCAGUGUUCAGAUCUGGCUGAAAAAAGAGCCAAAAGUCGCGUCUGUAGCUGACAAGAGCCCCGUACCAGAAGGUCUCUAUCUAGUUCAAACUCGGGCGGUUUGUACCCAUUUGCAACCAAUGUACACCAUACUGCUACCGUCCGACACGUUUUCGCUCUUCUCCAUUCAUAGUCCAUCUCCGUUUACGUCAACUGUUCUCGUGGUUCUGGACGUGUGUGUUAAGGAGCAGCAGGAGCAAAAACAGAAGCAGCAGAUAUACUUUGUUGGAAAAGUUCGCCAAGUUGGUUGGCUGACAUCAACGUCUGCUGGGGAAACGCAGUUUAAGAGUUCUCAAGACUUUGGGCCGUGCUACGACCCCGAGGUGGCAGAGGAGCUCUUGGCUGCUUUGCAUUCAGCUUUCCCUAGAGUGAAGCUGUCAACUUUGGCACUUGAAUGCUUGGAGAAACGAAAAAGGGUCUGUCGUCGGGCGGCUGGACCGAACUCGAAUGGGAUGGUGAAGCAAAGGAAAACGCUGUCCGCUGAAGGAUUUUACGGGUCAACUGUUGCAAAGCCGACAACUGCAGACGUUUCAGAUACUGUUGUAUCGAAUAGCAGUUGGCGAUCAUUCUACCAAAAGCUGCAAUUCAGGGUCUCGCAUUCAAUGAUGUGCCAGCUUGAAGGCACUGCGCCAAUUUUAUCGUCGUUCCCUCGCCAGCAGGAAGCAUUCGAUCUUGCAGAUCAAGUCGUGGCUCUACGACGUCGCAUUCAAAGUGCUUCUGGUGCGUUGCGGAAUACUGAUAACGAUCUUUGUAACCAUUCGCCCCGCGUAUUCUCGUUUGAGAGUGCGAAAGAUGGCAAGCGACGUUUUCUCGUUGCCAGUUUUGCUGAGUUCUGGAAAAACUACAAGGAAACCCGUGCAAACCAACGCCACGUUUACGAGGUCAUCCGUGAGGGUGUACCUUGCCGUCUUUACUUCGAUUUAGAGUUUAAGUGUGCGAUCAAUCCUCGAGCAGAUGGCGACGCGCUUGUGACUAGGCUGUUAUCGUUGCUUCAACUUCAAUUUUAUCGCAGGUAUGGCAUCCAUGUUCGUCAACGAAAUAUAUGUCAACUCGACUCGUCAACACCUGCCAAAUUUAGUCGUCACAUCAUCCUUCACCUCCCGAAUGACGACCUCUUCGUGGACAAUCAUCACGCUGGAGUCUUUGUGCGUGAGUUGAUCGAUGAUCUCGUGGUCGUUAGUACCUGCUGCUCCGAAGAGGCGCUUUGCGCGCAGCUGUUGACCCCAUUUCUCGUUAACACCGUGUCUGAGGACGACGCUGUUGACAAAAAACAGCUUUUCAUCGACACCGGUGUGUACACUCGGAACCGCAUGUUUCGCGUGCUGGGCUCGUCGAAGUAUAAGAAGCGGGCGAUUUUGUGCCCGCUUGAUGCAUCCCUCUCAUCCACCGAGCUUGACCAAGGGUUAUUUCUCAGUACUUUGGUGUGUCCAUAUCCAAGUCUUGCAGCAGUGGAACUCAAACGACAGACGAAGCCUUUCCGUCUUCUCCGCUGUAAGUCCUCUCAUGCAGUUUCCACUUCCAGGCGAUUUCUUGCUGCCUCGGGAGCAAGAAGUAUCGCCACAUCAUCAGUUGAACGCCAAAGUUCUACCUACCCUGCGCUAGAUGCCUUCAUUCGCUCUCGCGCGACCACGAGCGGGAUUCAGGGUGAGAUUCGUGCAGUUCAAAUGCUGUAUCCCAGUAGCUCGAAUUUACCGACUACUCUGCUUCGGGACAAGUCCGAGCAAGAGCGACCCGCAUCGAGUUGGCCGAACGUGCAGAUGGUCAUUUAUCACAUGACACGGAAUCGUUGGUGUGCGAAUAUUGGACGACCACACAGAAGCAACAACGUUAUGUACAUCGUGGACAUCAAUCGGCGUGUGUUUUAUCAAAAAUGUCACGACCCAGUGUGCCAUGCGAUGGACUUCAGGUCACCACCACAAGCACUCCCCUCAAACUUAAAUCUUCAGCUUGCAGGCAGCGCGAAGUCCGGAUUGGCGACGUAG